Molecule: messenger RNA, 1863 nt
Organism: Angiostrongylus costaricensis
Lineage: Eukaryota; Metazoa; Nematoda; Chromadorea; Rhabditida; Metastrongylidae
Source: the annotation of a GenBank genome assembly
UGUUUAACUUACAGAGUACAAGUGUUCUUGUUGCUGCUGAUGUUAUUGCGAUGGUUCUUAUCGUCGGUUUUCGUUGUUCUAAUCCGAUUCAUCACCUCCAGUUCACUCUAUGGUCCUCGAGAUUCAGUUCUGGAAUUGAAUACUAGCUCCUUUAGUUCAGCUGUUUAUAAUUCGGAAACCGCACAUUUUGUUGAGUUUUACUCGAGUUGGUGUGGUGCAUGUAUCGCGUAUGCUCCAACUUUCAAGAGUUUUGCCAGACAUUUGAUGUUAUGGAAGCCCUUUGUGGAAGUCACCGUGGUCGAUUGUGCGGAUGAUUUCAAUCUACCAUUGUGUCGCGAUCAUUCAGUAAAUGCAUUCCCCACUAUUAAAUACUUUAAACAUCAUGCAUCAAACAGAAAGGAUGGCGUAUUGUACGAGGGAAAUAAAUACGACGUAGAUAAAAUGGAGCUGGAUGUAGCUGGGCUCGUCCAAGCGGAUUUCGAAAACCAUUCGGAUAGUUUUACGAGCAUAUGGGAAUCUGCUGGUCCAGCAAAUUUCGUCGGAAUUGCAGUUCAGGAGGAUCCUUCUACGAUGGCAUGGGCGGUGAGUUCGUCCACCCAACAGGUAAUGUUUCAGUUGCUAAUAAAUAUAGGGCAUACCGGCAUUAAGGUGAAGAUCACUUUUAUACUACAUAGAAUUUUGAAAUUAAUAGAAGGAACGGUUCCCGUCAAAUCUCAAGUUCCGGCAUCUGUGUCUCUUGGAAACACAACCCAGUACCAAGUCCAACUUGUUGACCUGAAGAGCACGCUCAGUUACAUGCUGUUCAAGGAAAUUGCUCGUCGUGAAAUUAUUAAUGGAGAGAAUUUGGUGACGCUGAAACAGUGGAUGAGCACGCUUUCGAAGUAUACACCUGGUACCACCCCAAUGCGGAGACUUCUAUACAGACUUAAUGAAUGGCUUCAACGAGUUGACGGAAAGCUAGCAGUAGACGACUGGAAUGGAAAGCUAGAAGAGAUUCAACUUGAUCUUGGAAAUCCGCUCUCUAAAAAAAUACAGUGGCUAGCUUGUGCUGGCUCAAAGCCCAACCUUCGAGGCUACACAUGUGGGUUAUGGACGCUGGCCCAUGUUAUUUCCGUCGAAGCCUACAAAAUUGAGGCAAAUAAUCCUAGCUUUAAUCCGCUCAGUGAAGUGAUGGAACCUUUUCACAAAUUUAUUUCCCACUUCUUAAGUUGUGGCGAAUGUGCCAAGAAUUUCGAUAAGGAAGCUGAAAAACACAAGCUGGCGGAAGUUUCCACUCGAGAUGAAAUGGUGAUGUGGUUUUGGCGGGUUCAUAACUUUGUAAAUAAGCGUCUGUCUGGAGCACUCAGCGAUGAUCCGUUGUUCCCUAAGCGACAGUUUCCUCCACCCGUUCUCUGUGCGCAAUGCUACGACGUCAGUGGUGCAUUUGACGAGACUCAAGUUUUGUACUUUCUACGAACAUACUAUGGAAAUAUCCGACAAGACUCAAGCCUGGUUGCUCCAGAAUACAAAAUUAACGAAUAUCAAGGCGGAAAUCUUCGAGCCACCGGUCUCCGGCACUUGAAUCCGAAGUUCGCCGUGCAUACUGAUAAGGUACGAUUCGUACUUUUUGCUCUUAUACUGAAGAAAGUGGAACUGGAUGCGAGUCCUCGGAGAGAUUGGAGAGAUAUAGAAGAAUCUCUCACGUACAAAGGUAGAACUCAACUUUACCUUAUUUGGUUAUCGAUAAUCGGGCUUGUGAUCGUGUUCGCCUACUGGAAAUAUCGAAGGAAUCGAUCCAAAUUCUGGAAGACGUUCUACUACCAUAGCGACUUUAAAAUGUUCCCGUGGUCAUCAUCGUCAUCGUCGAGGAAAUACGCUGUUUAA